Messenger RNA from Ostrea edulis (European flat oyster), 2987 nucleotides. RefSeq names its product visual system homeobox 2-like. The record is from RefSeq and is a predicted model, not a curated record. Bases 1779 to 2849 code for a protein of 356 amino acids. Gene Ontology annotation, molecular function: DNA-binding transcription factor activity, RNA polymerase II-specific; sequence-specific double-stranded DNA binding. Gene Ontology annotation, biological process: regulation of transcription by RNA polymerase II. Gene Ontology annotation, cellular component: nucleus. Lineage: Eukaryota; Metazoa; Mollusca; Bivalvia; Ostreida; Ostreidae. The transcript is spliced from 5 exons.
CUUUUUCUUUGUUUCCCUUGACAUUUUGUUUAUGAUUUGAACAUACACGCCUUCUACCUGAUCACCGUUUGAAUAAUCUAGAUAUUCGACGCAUACGUAAUUUUUCCUGUAUAGUGUGUUACAGUUGUUCGUAAAAGCGUCGGAGUUUGUUUUGUUUAAUCAUUGUGAUAAUGGAAGACAGGUAUCUUUUCUUUUUCAGUAGUGGUUUUAAUUUUCUAUGUUUAUUGAAACGAAAAUCAUAUUCUCGCUCAUUAGAAUCUGUUAAACUGUAAAGCUAUUGCAGUCAGAAGUGAAGAAUGGUUUCAUAUAGUCUUGUAUUGCAUUGGGUAUUUUUUUUUUCUUGUCGACAACGUAAAUACGGGGGUGAGUGACUACUAAUUACAUGGCGGAGCACAGGACCCGCGGUUUUUUUACACCAGGACAUUUUCCUAUAUCGACUGCUGAUACUUGAAUAAUUAGUGCCAAAUUAUCAGAUCGAAUCAACCAGCGUAAAUGGCAGAAGAAAUAGCGGCAUAUUCACCCGCGGGGAAGUGCCCCAACAAUUGGGAGGGGCGGAGGAUAUAUGCACGCGACGUUGCACGAAACAGCGGGUGUAAUUCAAGUCGCACAAGUCACCUGUCCCUUAAAUACAUCAAACGGAAUCUGAUGUCAUUAUUCCGGGUAAGGCAUUGGGUCGUGUAAUCGUUUUUCUUCAUAACCAACUAAUUUUAAUGCUUACAUGCCCCUAUUUUAUUCUUAAACAAAUGUUUUCCUCUUGUUGUAGAAUUGGCGGCAUUAUAGAAAAACGAACCAGAAAGCAAGUCAAUUUUGGUUAAUUUCCAAAAUACGGUAUUGUCUCCUUCGUCUCUGCUCCAGAGAAAUGUCAAUUAGGGAGUAUUUCUGGAACUAGCAUUAAGGCGACGUGUGUUUUCUAUAAAAGACAAAGAUGAAAGAAGCAGUACCGAGCCAAAUUGAGUCAAUUAAAAGUACUUUGAUAUGAGUUUAAUGAACAGAUUACCAAUAGUCUUCUCCCAAUCCCAGCAUCUCUUCGCUAUUAAUGACUUCACUCUCAAACCAGACGCAAAGAGAACGACGGUAUCAUUAGAAUACAGAAAACUACAAAAUACCUGUAUCUAAUUCUGCUUAAUUAUUCAAUUCAUUUUUCUUUCCAGUAAAAUUGUGUUCGUUAUAAAGAGUAAUUAUAAAAUGAUUUUCUUUCCCUAUUUCUUCCCGAUUAAAUGGAAAUCAUACGCAUACUUAUAUAUGCAACAUAAAUGUAUGUCAAAAUGGUCAUAAUACAAUAGACAUGCAUGUACUUCAGAGUUGAAACAAAAACACGAAAGAGCUAAGAAGUAAAAUUCAUAUAUGAUAUUAGGAUAUAAAAAAUCCACCUGAAAAGUAAGAAUACCGGAUUAAAGAAAACGAAGAAAUCGAGAGUUAGAUCAUUGUUGUCCAUUAGCGCGAGUAAGGCGGCGAUGGACCGUUCUUUAACCAGUCAAGUUCUCGGAUUUUCUAACAAUUGAAUACCAAUACUUGAUUGGCAGAUAUUUCUAUCCAUUUGCCGAUACAAUGGGCGGAUAUGUUCGAUCCCCGUUCACUGGUAACACAAAUUAAUAUAAUCAAAUGCUCGUUGUAUAAAGAUUUCAAAACAUUGCAAUCUGACGUGUUAAUCAACAAAUCGUCGCAUUGACUGUUUCGAAAAGUUUCUCGAAUGAAGUUGAAGUAAUUUUGAUUGUUUAUUGAAAACGAGAUAUCUAUUUCUUUAAGAACCUACUGCAAUUCUUGUAUACGAUAUAAAAAUGAUGAACUUUGCUCAUAAUCCGACUUACGUCGCGGCUCUUGGAAUGUCGACUUCACUCGGACUUCCAGCACACGCUUUCCCGCCAAAUUCUAUCGGAACGGGAAGUCGGGACAGAAUGUUACCGCAGAGAUCUCCUUUCGCCAUCCAGGAACUUUUAGGCCUAGGAAAUGACGAUAGUGAGAGGAUGCGGGUGUCUGAAGCCAUGAUCAGUCCUUACCUGUCACCCUCGUUAGAGACAUCUCGGGGGUCGGGGUUGAAAGACACAAAUCCUCAUCUUCCCCCUUACUCCUCCUGGCGAUCUUCGUUUCUGAGCGCGCUCACGAGCACUGCUCACUCCGUCCUUAAUCUGACAUCACCAGUCACAAAGAGUGGUAUCAAAGAAGUUUCCGAACAGUCCAGCAGUGAAAAGGGGGGCUACGAAAGUACAGAACCCCAUGUUGUUGGGAAAAAGAAGAAGAAGAAACGGCGACAUAGAACAAUAUUCACAAGUUACCAGCUAGAAGAAUUAGAGAAAGCAUUCAAAGACGCUCAUUACCCCGAUGUUUAUGCACGUGAGGUGCUAGCUCUAAAGACGAGUUUACCAGAGGACAGGAUACAGGUAUGGUUCCAAAAUCGUCGAGCGAAAUGGCGGAAGACUGAGAAGACGUGGGGCCGUAGCAGCAUCAUGGCGGAGUAUGGACUGUAUGGUGCCAUGGUUCGUCACUCGCUUCCGCUUCCGGAUACCAUCCUCAAAAGUGCUAAAGAGGGCGUCAUGGAUUCCUGUGCGCCGUGGCUUCUGAGCAUGCAUAAGAAGUCCAUAGAAGCGGCGGAAAAAAUGAAAAGCGUUGACGACUCCCGAUCGGACACUUCCUCCCCGGACAUGCGCGAUAGGGAUGAACGGCGAUCGGAAAGCAUCGCCACAUUACGGGCUCGUGCACAAGAGCAUAACGCAAAAAUCGGAUCAGAACUUUGUGACAAAACAGAUUCAGACAGUGAAGAUGGCGAAUCAAAUCCAUAUCAUAGCCGAUUUGAAGAACCUCGUUCCGAGUCAGAAAAAAUACUUUCAAAUGAAGAGAUUGAAGUUGUGUAAUAUAUUUAAAUUAUUGUAUAUAUAGGCAUGAUUUAUUAUUAUUAUCAUUAUAAUUAUCCAAAUGAUAUUCAUUGUAGAAUUCAAAAUAAAUUUGUGACAUAAUACAUUGUACAUACAUGUAUGUACAUAUUUAUCGAA